Messenger RNA from Ramularia collo-cygni, 279 nucleotides. RefSeq lists its product as uncharacterized. Bases 1 to 279 code for a protein of 92 amino acids. The record is from RefSeq and is a predicted model, not a curated record. The transcript has 3 exons. NCBI's taxonomy places the organism in Eukaryota, Fungi, Ascomycota, Dothideomycetes, Mycosphaerellales, Mycosphaerellaceae.
AUGAUAAAACACAGCUACAAAAAGCUUUCGCGGUGUCUAAUAAAAAGCGAGCUGACUGGAAUGCAAAACAACUACAAGCUGCAGCAGAUAAUAACCGUUCCUUUGAAAGAGGAUGAGCAAGUUCUAGAGAAGCUGGAUUCCGUGUGGGCAAAAGCUGCCUCUUUGAUUUAUUCAAACUUUUUCUACAACGCCGACUUGGCCGAUUCCAAGACUACAAACUUUUGGAUUCAAUUGGCGCAGACUACAAGCACCUGGAAUAAUUCGUUGCUAGUGCCCUAG